Molecule: messenger RNA, 1284 nt
Organism: Gamsiella multidivaricata
Lineage: Eukaryota; Fungi; Mortierellomycota; Mortierellomycetes; Mortierellales; Mortierellaceae
Product: homoserine O-acetyltransferase
Exons: 5
Biological process (GO): L-homoserine metabolic process
Molecular function (GO): homoserine O-acetyltransferase activity
Source: RefSeq, a predicted model, not a curated record
GAGAACCCAUUCUCAAAGCUUGUCCCCUCACAAACCAUUGCCAUCAUCCCCGAGUUUACGCUCGAUUCGGGUCAUGUGCUGCACCAGGUUCCUGUCGCCUACCGGACCUGGGGAACCCUGAACGACGCAGGGGAUAACGCAAUGAUCAUUUGCCAUGCCCUUAGUGGAAGUGCCGAUGUUGAGGACUGGUGGGGUCCGUUGAUGGGACCUGGGCGUGCGUUCGAUCCGACAAAGUUCUUUAUCAUCUGCUGCAAUGUCCUCGGCUCACCUUAUGGCACUGCUUCUCCCGUGACUAUGAACCCGGAAACCGGAGUCAACUACGGACCUGAAUUCCCUCUGGCGACCAUCCGCGAUGAUGUCAGGCUUCAUAAGCUAAUCCUAGACGACUUAGGUGUCAAGUCAGUAGCGAUCUGUGUCGGAGGAUCGAUGGGAGGAAUGCAGGUCCUGGAAUGGUCCUUCUUCGGUACCGAGUAUGUUAAAGCCAUCAUUCCUAUUGCCACCUCUGCAAAACAUUCGGCAUGGUGUAUCAGCUGGGGCGAAGCCCAGCGUCAAUCGAUCUACAGCGACCCCAAUUAUCUUGACGGAUACUAUACUUCUGACGCACCGCCCUCGGUGGGUCUCGGAGCAGCAAGAAUGGCUGCGCUGUUAACAUACCGCUCGCGCAACUCUUUCGAGUCCCGAUUCGGACGCAAGGUCAUGGAUCGUCCUACAUACUCGACUGCUCGUGAACCAGCGUCUCCUGCUGAGGAACACCAUCAAAUUCAUAAUGACGGACACCGCAGGACCAAAGGCCACCUUUCUCGCAGCAGUUCGACCAGGAACAAGAGCCAGAAGCCCACAGUGUUCUCUGCACAGAAUUAUCUCCGGUACCAGGGUGAGAAGUUCAUUCACCGGUUCGAUGCCAACUGCUAUAUUGCGAUCACACGCAAGAUGGAUGUGCAUGAUGUCUCGGCAGGCCGAGGCGAGUUGGUCGAGGUACUCGACAACAUCAAGCAGCCGGCAUUGGUCAUUGGCGUGGAAUCGGAUGGAUUGUUCACGAUCUCGGAGCAGUACGAGCUGGCGGAGCAUUUGCACGACUCGGAAAUGGUCGUGGUUCAGUCGCCCGACGGUCAUGACGGGUUUUUGCUUGAAUUUGAGCAGAUCAAUAAUGCAAUUAUUUCAUUCAUGCAGAAGCAUCAGCAUAUCCAAGAUAUCCUGAGUAGGGAAGGUGUCCAGCCCACCGCAGAGGUCGGAGCUGUGGUCAAGGAGAGUUUGUUUGGAGAGAGCGAGAUCGUCAACUGGUAG